AGGAUACAGUUCGUGAACCUACCCGAGAGGACAAAGGUCACGCGUCCUCAUCCACGCGAAACCCUAGCGCCGAAUCGCGAUCCCCUUCCCCACGCCGUCACCACGAUCCCACCCCGUGUGACCGCCGAUCUGCUGCCGAUGACGCAGAAGAAGCGCCCCCGCCGCAGGAGGUCUCCUCGCGAAGGACCCUCCCGCCGUCGCCGCGGUGAAGAAGGCGCAUCGUUGUCUGGAUCCCUUGUCGAAUCGGAUAGCAGCAGCACGACAUCCAGCGCGCCGCCGUCCGGAUCCUUCGACAAGCCGGCCGGGCGGACUUCCAGCGCGCCGCCGUCCGGAUCCUUGGACGAGCCGCCGGUCGCCUGGCCGGCCCGCCAGUCCAGGUACCAUGAGAUCCUCGCCUCGCGUCUCGUCCGAUUGCAGUUACAAGCGGGCGUCGCCAUCGACAGCCCAAAUCUUCCUUCCGAUCAAAUUGUCCAAGUCCUCGCUCGUUCUAAUUUCUAUGAUGAUGAGCUGCGGGCUGCUCUGGUAGAAUAUCAAGUCCACAAGUUCUUGAGCGAACCCCACGGACCAGAUGUUGGAGAUACACACUUUGGAGAGGACUCGGGCGAUGAUAUCACUGCGGAGGAAUUCGUCAAGUACUCCGGACAGCUAAAGACUCGCAGACCUGCUGAAAUUGACACCAAGACUGGACUGGAUCAAGAGCAGUUGGACAGCCUCCUCGCCAAGUAUAAACGUUAUCGCUUCAAAGCUUACCUGUUGUUGUUAGGAAAGCCUGUCGACGAGCUAGAAGAAGCUGCACUGGAAUCCAAGUACCCUAUGGAGCUUGCCUUGGAGAAUGACUUCUUCUAUCCUUGCCAUCAUGAUAGCGCCUUUGGCUGGUAUUUUGACUCCGACCUCUGUUUACUUGCAAACUUGAGCGACUACCAGCGGCUAGUCCUUCCUAACCGU
Messenger RNA from Aegilops tauschii subsp. strangulata, 945 nucleotides. Lineage: Eukaryota; Viridiplantae; Streptophyta; Magnoliopsida; Poales; Poaceae. The record is from RefSeq and is a predicted model, not a curated record.